AUCCUUUUCAAAGUUCAAAUCUCCGAUAAAUCCAACGACUAUUCCCCAUUAAAUCAGACCGUCAGUUAUCGGAACUUUGUGUUUUUUGGUUUUUUUUUUUUUUUCUCUCUCUUUCUCUCCCUAUAUAAAUUUUCAUUUCUCCUACGAUUUCUUUUCACUUCUCUCAGAUAGAAAAAAACCCCAAAAAUGGCGAAACCGAAAAUUUUAUGUCUAUUUUGCUUGUCCCUUCUUUUUCUCAUUUCGUAUUCCGCUGCCGCUUCCCCCGUACUAGAAGACCUACAUCUCGCCGGAUCGAGUUUUCCAUCUGUGCAUGCAAAGAAGUUGAUAAGGGAGUUGAAUUUGUUUCCUAAAGAGGAAGUCAACGUCGUUGAAGAAGGCCGACUUUCGUUACCGGAGGGUUCGAAGCUGGUGGAGAAGCGGUUCAAGUUCCCGAAUUUUGAAGCACCUGGUGGGGUUUCCGUUGAGGAUUUGGGUCACCAUGCUGGGUAUUAUCAGCUUGCUAAUUCUCAUGAUGGCAGAAUGUUCUACUUCUUCUUUGAAUCACGCAAUAGCAAAAAGGACCCUGUUGUAAUCUGGUUGACUGGAGGGCCAGGGUGUAGUAGUGAAUUGGCUUUGUUUUAUGAAAAUGGCCCUUUCACCAUUUCUGAUAACAUGUCUCUUGUCUGGAAUGAGUUUGGUUGGGACAAGGCGUCAAACCUUCUAUAUGUGGACCAACCUAUUGGUACCGGCUUUAGUUAUAGUUCUGACAGAAGGGACAUUCGUCAUAAUGAAGAAGAAGUUAGCAAUGACCUAUAUGACUUCUUACAGGCAUUCUUUGCAGAACACCCUGAGUUUUCAGAGAAUGGCUUUUAUAUAACUGGAGAAUCAUAUGCUGGGCACUACAUUCCAGCUUUUGCUGCCCGAGUCUACCGAGGAAACAAAGCUAAAGAUGGAAUUCAUAUAAACCUAAAGGGAUUCGCUAUUGGAAAUGGCCUGACUGACCCUGCAAUCCAGUAUAAAGCUUACACAGAUUAUGCUUUGGACAUGGGGGUAAUUAAGAAAACUGACUAUGAUCGUAUCAACAAGCUGGUUCCAGUUUGUGAAAUGGGAAUAAAGCUUUGCGGCACUGAUGGUACAAUCUCUUGCAUGGCUUCUUAUUUUGUCUGCAAUACCAUAUUCAAUGGCAUCAUGGCACUUGCUGGUGAUACAAAUUACUAUGAUAUUAGAAAGAAAUGCGAGGGGAGCCUUUGCUACGACUUCUCAAACAUGGAAACAUUUCUGAACAAGAAAUCUGUUAGGGAUGCCCUUGGUGUUGGGAAUAUAGACUUUGUGUCCUGCAGCCCUACAGUGUAUCAGGCCAUGAUGGUCGACUGGAUGCGGAAUCUCGAAGUUGGCAUUCCUGCUCUCCUUGAGGAUGGAAUAAAGCUUCUUGUAUAUGCUGGGGAAUAUGAUCUCAUCUGCAACUGGCUUGGCAAUUCAAGAUGGGUUCAUGCAAUGCAAUGGUCUGGUCAGAAGGAGUUUGUAGCAUCACCCGAGGUUCCUUUUGUAGUUAAUGGUUCAGAAGCUGGAGUCCUGAAAACUCAUGGACCGCUUGGUUUCCUUAAGGUUCAUGAUGCGGGUCACAUGGUUCCGAUGGACCAGCCCAAGGCAGCAUUAGAGAUGUUGAAAAGGUGGACUAAGGGUUCACUAGCUGAAGCUUCUGGUUCAGAGAAACUGGUUGCUGAGAUGUGAUUUCCAUCACUCUCACUGGUUGCAUUCAAUGUAGUUGGCCUUAGAAUGGGAAUAACCAUAGUAAGGCAUCUCCAUUGUUUCUGCAUCAACCCCCUCCCUCCAAAAAAAGAGUUUCUUUGAAUGCCUGUAAAUAUUUGCAUGUGGAUGCAAUAGAAUCCUGGUUAUCUUGGUUUUUUU
Durio zibethinus is the source of this 1887-nucleotide messenger RNA. RefSeq names its product serine carboxypeptidase-like. NCBI's taxonomy places the organism in Eukaryota, Viridiplantae, Streptophyta, Magnoliopsida, Malvales, Malvaceae. The record is from RefSeq and is a predicted model, not a curated record. Gene Ontology annotation, biological process: proteolysis. Gene Ontology annotation, cellular component: vacuole. Gene Ontology annotation, molecular function: serine-type carboxypeptidase activity.